ACUGAUGAUGCUGUCAUACUGGCUAGGUUCAGUGACAUGGACUCUGGAUCUGAGAUUUAUAACUCUGAUGUUUCUUUGAAUCUGACCAAGUAUGGCAAUCAUGCUAAUAAGGCUGAGUUGGUUGAUCCUCAGGAUCUUAUGAGUCAAUUCUCUGAAGCUGAGCCUUCUGAUGCAGCUGGUGGAGCUUACAUUGGGCUAGGUGUUGAUGGUAACAAUGUUUUAGGGGAUGAGGUUGUCAAUUUGGAUGGUCAGGAAGGUCGUGACGAAGGUCUCAACAUUGCUGAUGCGGAUUCUGUUUCAAUGAUUGCUCAUAAGAAAAGGGUUACUGCUGAUCCUGUGAGCGGUGGUGCUGGAACUAGCAACGUGAAGAUUCUCAAGCAAAUCAAGCAGGAGAAGAAUGCCUGAGUGUUGUUGACAUGAUCUGGUUAAAAUGCAUGUUGUGUUUUGUGGAGGUAGAAUAUAAGAAUAAUGGGUGUCUCAUGGUAGAUGGUACAACAUCUUUUGGAUUGG
Molecule: messenger RNA, 510 nt
Organism: Lotus japonicus
Lineage: Eukaryota; Viridiplantae; Streptophyta; Magnoliopsida; Fabales; Fabaceae
Exons: 2
Coding region: 37-405 (122 amino acids)
Source: RefSeq, a predicted model, not a curated record